Messenger RNA from Trichomycterus rosablanca, 2653 nucleotides. RefSeq names its product prolactin regulatory element binding (gene preb). Bases 68 to 1327 code for a protein of 419 amino acids. The record is from RefSeq and is a predicted model, not a curated record. Lineage: Eukaryota; Metazoa; Chordata; Actinopteri; Siluriformes; Trichomycteridae. Gene Ontology annotation, cellular component: endoplasmic reticulum membrane. Gene Ontology annotation, molecular function: guanyl-nucleotide exchange factor activity; protein binding; GTPase activator activity. The transcript is spliced from 10 exons. Gene Ontology annotation, biological process: protein secretion.
ACGCCGGACACGCACAUACGAGAUAUGCGCUGCUGACGUGUAGGAUUCCUCGUGAAAACAUACAAUCAUGGGCAGACGGAAGGUACCACACCUGUACCGUGCCCCCUUCCCUCUCUACACAGUUAAAAUCGACCCUAAAACUGGAUUCAUCAUUACCGCCGGAGGUGGUGGAGCAUCGAAGACGGGAAUUAAGAAUGGAGUGCACUUCCUGAGUUUAGAGCUGGUUGGCAGCCAGCACACUGCCACUCUGGUGCACACCCAUGAAACAGGGUCAUGUGCCACCAUGAAUAUGGCACUGGGAGGAGAUGUAAUCGCUGCAGGACAAGAUGGCAACUGUAGUGUGAUGCGCUUCAAGCAACGUGCACCUAAAGAGGGACGAGCAAAGGAUGGACCUGAAGAGCAGGGAGGUGCCAGAAGGAGAGGAGGAAAAAGCCAGAAUGGAGGUAACGAUGUUUCGCAGAUGAAGGACGAAUCAGUGCAGAUUUUAGUGCAGCGUGUUGGAGAGGUGCAGUCAGACCUCAGCACUCAGGACCCGCUGCAGAAGUGUGUGCGCUUCAGCUCCGACCUAAAGCUUCUUCUCACAGGGGGAGCCGAUGGUUAUUUAAGAGCGUGGGAGUUCCCCUCCUUGAAGGAGAAGUUGAACUUCAAAGCACACCAAGAUGAAAUGGAGGAUGUAGACAUCAGUCCUGAUAACAAGCACAUCGUAACAGUCGGGCGAGAUUUUGCAUGUAGCGUAUGGAGUGGUGAUCAGCUGAUGCUGGGCUUACGUUGGCAUGACAACAUGCCCCAUAUAAAAGAGAAGAUGUAUCGUUACCAGUCCUGUCGGUUUGCAAAGGUGGAGGACCAAAAAGAUUCAUUAAGGCUGUACACUGUCCAGAUUCCCCACAAACGAGAUCGUAAACCACCCCCAUGCUACCUCACGAAAUGGGAUGGAAAAAGUUUCCUGCCCUUGCUCACUAAACCAUGUGGUAAUGAAGUGAUCUCCUGUUUGAGUGUAAGUGACUCAGGAACUUUUCUUGGUCUGGGCACAGUCACAGGAUCGGUAGCCAUCUAUAUUGCAUUCUCGCUGCAGAAGCUGUACUAUGUACAGGAAUCUCAUGGUAUUGUGGUGACAGACUUGGCAUUCCUGCCUGAUGCCCCUAAAAGCAAACCUGUGAAGGGAAAUAAUGAAGUUGCCAUGUUAAGUGUGGCUGUAGACAGUUGUUGCCAGAUGCAUGCAGUGCCCAAUCGGAGAUCAGUUCCAAUAUGGCUGGUGUUGUUCCUGUGUGCUGCACUGCUAGUGGGUGUCAUUCUGCUUCUGCAGCAUCUCUUCCCAGGGUUCAUUUAAUACAAGCUUAUUCCCAAAGUGGUGGAAAAAUGUGGUGGAAAACCUCUUUUACCACCAUGGAACGACUCUGCUUUCAAAGCACAUGGCAGACCGACAAGAACAUGAACUGCUGAAAUAUGGAAUAGUUGUACUAAUGAUUAAUGAGCGAAUUCUGCUGAGAUAGCGAAUACUGGAAUUGAUCAUUGUUUGAGCUUUCACCUUUGCUCACAGUAGUCAUAAAAAUGAGAGAACUGGGACUUAAAUCUGUUUAUAUGUCUGUUCAUCCACACAAUUAUCUUAUAAUACUGCAUCAUGGACUUGACAGUAAAAUUGUUUUCUUUUACCUGAUGGAUGCUUCAGCUUGUUCCUCCUGCAGGUACUGUAUAAUGCAUGAAUGCACACAGCAAGAGCCUUAAUGGGAUAGUUUUAGUUAUUCAAGCCAAACUGAAAAUAUAUAUAUAUAAGUUUACUUCUCAAAUCGUUUUACUAAAAAGUAAUAUUCCUGUGUUUUAUUUUACAGUCUAAAAAUACAAUUUAUAUGAAUAAUUGAGAAUAGUCUUACAAAGAUGUGUCAAGAUUGUCAAUUAGGUGAAUGUAAAAGCAAUUAUACUAUCUUCAAAUUAGAAUGCUAAUAUUUAAUGCUUAGUUACACAUACCCCUAUUAAUGUGUUCAUUAUUUUAUUGUAAUAACUUGUUUCAAUUGCAUUUCAUCAUUCUUUGUCCGAACAUUUAUGUUUUGUCUUUGUGUACAUGUAGUCAAAUGUCACUGAAAGGAGGUUUGCCUUGUUCUGCUACCCUUUGUAUGACAUUUUACUGCCCGGUACCCUAUGAUACGGUAUGUUUUUUAAAUCUGUAUUCCAAAUUUAGUCGUUAUUUCCAUUGACAAGUGGCCCCUACUGUACUUAAGUACCCAUGCUAAAUUAGUUUACCUUUUUUGACCAGGGACCAAGUGCAACAAAUAGGGUCGUAUGGGUCAAGCUGGUCAAACAAGAGUUAUACAAAUACAAUAGCUGUAUUUAAUAAAAAAACAAACUUAAGUGUUUUUUCAUUAAAGUAUUGUCAAGAAAAUCACACACUGUGACAACUUCAGUGAAGCUAACCGAAAAUCUUGAUGUUGUUGCUAAUGCUGUUGUUUACAGUUAGUGUCUGGUGAAGAAUGCCAUCACAGCCUCACCUUCAACUUCUCAAACUUUCACAAAUGUCCUUACUAUUCUGUAGGGUACCGUGCAAUAAACAAGGGGGUUUAGACAUUAGCCACAUUACACCACUAGAGGACAGCAAGACAUAAGGACCGAGUUGGUGAACAAUGUCAUCACAGAAAAUACAAAAUAAAAGGGAAUAAGAAUC